Molecule: messenger RNA, 1122 nt
Organism: Homalodisca vitripennis (glassy-winged sharpshooter)
Lineage: Eukaryota; Metazoa; Arthropoda; Insecta; Hemiptera; Cicadellidae
Product: procathepsin L-like
Exons: 7
Coding region: 62-1069 (335 amino acids)
Biological process (GO): immune response
Cellular component (GO): lysosome
Molecular function (GO): cysteine-type endopeptidase activity
Source: RefSeq, a predicted model, not a curated record
UAUAAAAUCAGAGAAGAUUAGUCCAUGUGCACAGUUAGGAAAUCUGUCCAGAUAGAUUUCAAUGAUGGCUAUGAAGAUUCUCGUUCUCUUAUCUCUAGCGAUGGUGGCGCUCACACAGCCUCUAGAAGUGUCUAAGGAUGAGCUUUCUCAGUGGGAGUUGUUCAAGGUACAAUACAAUAAGGAUUAUGUAUCCGAAGAAGAAGAAAUGCGAAAGAGUAUUUUCUUGAAUAAUCUACGAUUUGUCCGGGAACACAAUGCCAAGUACGAGAGAGGAGAGGAAACAUAUGAAGUAGAAAUCAACGUUUUUGCUGAUAUGACUCCUGACGAAAUUCUCUCAAGGAAAGGCUAUCGACGACCAGAGGGAGAGCCGCGCGGUGGGGAGCCCUUCCAGGAGACGACAGGAGUCAAGUUGGCUAAGACUGUGGACUGGAGGAAGAAGGGAGCAGUAACUGGAGUCAAAGAUCAAGGCCAAUGUGGCUCGUGCUGGGCCUUUAGUGCGACUGGCAGUCUAGAGGGUCAGCAUUUUCUUAAAACCAAGAAAUUGGUAUCACUGAGUGAACAGAACCUGGUUGACUGCUCCAAGGAUGAGGGGAACUACGGUUGUAAUGGCGGAUGGCCGGAGAAGUCUUUUAGCUACGUCAAGAUCAACAAGGGCAUUGACACUGAGGCAUCGUAUCCUUAUGAAGGCGAGGACGGUGACUGCCGUUACAAAUCCGAGAACAAAGGCGCCACAGACGUAGGCUAUGUGAGCCUCCCGAAGGGCAACGAGAAGAGCCUCCAAAAUGCUGUAGCCACGAUUGGUCCUGUCUCUGUCUGCAUCGAUGCAAGCCUCUAUUCCUUCUCACUAUACAAGCGAGGAGUUUACCGCCCGAAGGGAUGCUCGACCGAAGUUCUAGACCAUUGUGUCUUGGCUGUGGGAUACGGCAAGGCCAAGAAAGGAGGCGAUUACUGGCUAAUCAAGAACUCCUGGGGAACGAGUUGGGGAAUGGAAGGCUACAUGUGGAUGGCCAGGAAUCACAACAACAUGUGUGGAAUUGCUACUGAAGCAAGCUACCCACUUGUGAAAUAAUUUACUCUGUAUUGACAAACAUCACUCUAAGAAAUAAAAUUCAAUAAAAAUGA